Molecule: messenger RNA, 276 nt
Organism: Gongylonema pulchrum
Lineage: Eukaryota; Metazoa; Nematoda; Chromadorea; Rhabditida; Gongylonematidae
Source: the annotation of a GenBank genome assembly
AUGGAUGCUCUGUGGCCCGUGUGGUUGUUCGGGGCUACAUCAUCAUCGCCGCUGGUUUUGUUGCCGGCUCAUGAACCAUCGUUACUCACCACUGUUUAUGACAGAGAUGUCUAUGAGCACGAGCGAAUUCUAGAGCAGAAAUAUCAGAUAAAUGAGGAUUUUCUGGCCUUUCAAGAAGAAAUCAGCCCCGAAAUGCGAUAUAUUGUGGUGGAAUGGCUCUCUAAUGUGGCCACGGAUUUCGGCCUUUGUACGCUUGUGGCGGUUGUUAUUACUUGA